Messenger RNA from Pantherophis guttatus, 3449 nucleotides. RefSeq names its product FAD dependent oxidoreductase domain containing 1 (gene FOXRED1). The record is from RefSeq and is a predicted model, not a curated record. Gene Ontology annotation, cellular component: cytoplasm. Gene Ontology annotation, biological process: mitochondrial respiratory chain complex I assembly. Lineage: Eukaryota; Metazoa; Chordata; Lepidosauria; Squamata; Colubridae.
AAGUGGGCGGACACGGGCACCGCCAUGCUCGGCCGAGGGAGCCCGCUGGCCGGUUUGCGACCCUUGCUGACGGCGCGACGGCGGCUCUUCGCCAACCCGGAGGAGCCCCGGAGGCCGCUUCGGCUCAGCAGCGUCCGCGGCGGCGGGGAUUUCUUCCGCGAAUUUAAGAAGUUGACCAAUUUCCAGAACUUUGAUCCCUUCUUUCCAACAAGAGAUCUCCCUCCUGAGCAUUCCGAUGUGGUGAUCAUUGGCGGUGGGAUAAUAGGCUGGUCCAUUGCCUACUGGCUGAAAGUCAAAGAAACACGCAGAAAUGCCAUUCGAGUGUUGGUAAUUGAGAGAGACAAUACUUAUUCCAAAGCAUCCACAGUUCUUUCUGCCGGAGGGAUACGGCAGCAGUUUUCAGUGGAAGAAAAUAUCUGGAUGAGCUCUUUCUCAGCAAACUUCUUGCGUUUAAUCAAUGAUCAUCUUGGUGUUGUUGGAGAACCACCCAUUGAUAUUCAAUUUAAUCAUUCAGGUUAUCUCUUUCUUGCUUUGGAGAAUGAAGCUGCAAUUUUGGAGGAGAAUGUAAACCUUCAAAGGAAGGAAGGUGUAGCUGUCUCUCUGCUUUCACCAGCACAACUGAAAAAGAAAUUUCCAUGGUUGAACACUGAUGGCGUAGCUCUGGCUUCUCAUGGCUUAGAAAAUGAGGGCUGGUUUGAUCCCUGGACUCUUCUCAAUGCUUUCAAGAGAAAAGCUGUCUCUCUGGGCACGCUCCAGUAUAACGGAGAAGUGACAUCUUUCAACUUGGCGUUUUAUGAAAUGAAGAGUAACGAUCAGGAUUGUAUAGUCUCGCGUAUUCAGUCUGUAAAUGUCCAGUUGCCCGAAAGUUUUGAACGUGCCAAGGUAGACUGUUGUAUGGUGGUAAAUGCGGCAGGAGCCUGGUCAGGCAGAGUGGCCGAGAUGGCUGGCAUUGGGGCUCCGUCCGAAAACAUCCUAGCAGGGAUCAAGUUUCCAGUAGAACCCAAGAAAAGGUAUGUCUAUGUCUGGCACUGCCCUGAGGGACCCGGUUUGGAGUGCCCAUUCCUCAUUGACACCACUGGAGCGUAUUUCCGAAGAGAAGGUUUAGGUGGCAACUAUCUUGGAGGCUUAAGCCCAACAGAAAAAGAAGAGCCAGAUAUCGAAAAUUUGGAAGUAGACCCUGAGUUCUUCCAGGAAAAAGUCUGGCCUAAGAUUGCCUACCGAGUGCCGCCCUUUGAAUCUUUGAAGAUAAAAAGUUCCUGGGCCGGUUACUAUGACUACAAUACGUUUGAUCAGAACCCUGUGAUUGGCAGGCACCCACAAGUGUCAAACCUCUUCUUUGCGACAGGCUUCAGUGGGCAUGGGUUACAGCACGCCCCAGCGGUGGGACAAGCUGUAGCCGAGCUCAUUCUCGACAAUAAAUAUAAGUCCAUCAACCUUGAGAGAUUCUCCUUCGACAGGCUUAUCAAAGAAGAGAAGCUUCUUGAGAGAAAUAUAGUCUAAAGCCACCCAAGCUGGGAUUCAUUUGAAGAGUGAGUUUUUAGUCGUUUAUUCUCCCUCUACUUUUCAUCCUCAGGCCUAGUCAUUACAUCAGAGGCCUUCAAACUUGGCCGCUUUAAGACUUGUGGACUUCAACUCCCAGAAUUCUCCAACCAGCAUAGUUGGCUGGAGAAUUCUGGGAGUUGAAGUCCACAAGUCUUAAAGGGGCCAAGUUUGAAGGCCUCUGCAUUACAUGCUCAGGCGGCAGCACAAGGAAAUUGCUCUGACUAUGAUACGGCACAGCUGCGGCUCAUUUGAAUAGGUCCAUUUUGUGCAGAAUAACUCAAAGAGUAACUGAAGAGUUGUGUCUGAUGCUGCUGUGAUCAAAGCUCGUGGAACCGGAAACUGAAGAGGAGACUCAUGGAGAAGAGGGUUUUCCCCUCCCCAGCUAUACUUUUUCUGCUCCCCUUUGUCAUUUCUCCUGUGCAUUAGAGCUUAAGUGUCAAGAGGGAUUUGGAGAAAGAGGAAGGAGAUGACAAAAGAUCUGCUGUCCCUUUCUAACCUCUUCCUCCACCGUUUGGCUUAGUAGGACUCUGGCGUCUGCUUAGGUCAGCGUGAAGAGGAAGAGGAAGUGCAAUGGUUUAUUCCAGAUCAUUUGUAGGAUUGUGGCUGAAGGGAGACAAAAGGAAACGACUGAACCAGGCCGCUUCUUAAAUACCUCUCCCUUCUCCUUCCUUCAAGUCAAAAUUUAGAUCAAGAAUAGGGAUGUCCUGGACUGAAAUAGAAGGUUACUGAGGAUAAAGCUUUACCUGCAGCCAGUCAUCAGCUAGGUUCCUCUAGAUUCUAGACAGUGUUUCUCAAACUUAGAAAUAUUAAAAUGGGUGGACCAAUUCCCAGAAUUUCCCAGCCAAAAGAGUUGAAGUCUACACAUUUUAUUAUUUCAGGUUUGAGAAACACUACAGUAGUGGACAAAUAGUGGAAACGUGUCUUUUGUAAAACUAGCUAAUUACACCACUUUUUUGGGGAGCAGUACCAUAAAAUUAUAUAUCAAUAGAAAGAUAAUUUAAUCAAGAAUGUAAUGCAAUAACUUUUAUGAAGGAUUUGCUAUUAGAAUAACAGUUACAGUAUAAAGAAGAAAGGUGAAACACGUAGAAAAAAAUGAGAUAUACAAAAAUUAUCACCAUAGAAAGAAUGAGAUAUACAAAAGUGAUCACCAUGUCAGUUAAUACUUUGUUGGAUAACCUUUAGCAUGAAUCACGGCCUUACGACGUCUUCCCAUGGAGUGAACCAAGUCUUUUAGUUCUGCAGCUGUUAUAAUGUGAAACCAAGAUUGAAUGGGUUUAACUGGUUUAUUAACUGGGUUUUAUUGCAAGGUAGCUCCUGACUAACAAGUUUCUUUAGUUGGCUCCAUAGAUUUUCAAUUGGGUUAGGGUCUGGGCUAUUCCCAGGCCAUUCCAACAGUGGAAUAUGAUUGAUCUUGAAACUCCCCCCAAAAAGUGGUGUUAUUAGCCAUCAAACCUCAAAAAUACACUUUUCCCAAAAGGUUUCCACAAUUUUGGCCACUACUGUACUCUAAGGAGCUUUCCCUUCUCUAGUUCAUCUCCAGUACCUGAUAUGCAAAAGUAUACCGAAUCUAUAGGAAAUUUUAAUUUGUUUUUCCAACUGAAAGUUACUCCUAAAAUAUCUAAUUUAACCCCCUUACAAAGUUCCUAAUUUGAUUUUUUUAAUCGAGUUUUGGAAGAGGGCCACAACUGGGACAUAAAUAUAGUGUGAGGUGCAGAGAAGAUGCCAUCAGCAUUCUCUUCUAACAUACGUAGAUCAUGUACGGUAAAACAUGUUGAUUUUAGACAUAGACUCGGGAACCUUAACUACAGAAUGGAAUAGUGAUGUAUUGAGUUUAGUGCAUCACAGUGCAAAUAAUUUUUAAUAAUGUUGACAGUGUAAGCCAAUAAAACAAAUUAUUUCCAAAUGCA